GCACAAAAACAAACGCCUGAUCAUAUUCAGUUAAAUAAUAUAUAUCAAACUUUUCUUCGUUUUUUAUCCGUAACACAAUCAAUAUGUCGGUGGAUUCCAAUAUUGCCAAAUACGAUGACGUUUUAUCAUCUAUCUUAGUAAACGAACAGUCAAUUCUAGGAUUUUUAUCGGCAAUAUUCAACUUCCUUGCUAGACGUACGGACUUUUACUAUGUUCCCGACGGCCCCUAUGAGAACAUGGGCUUUCCUCCCGGAGUGGCAGAAGAGCUAGUCAUAAAGGUCUUAAGAACAUGCGAUCCUAAAAAAUGGAAGGGCACAAACGGUGCCCGUAAACCGGGCAACUUUAACAAUGAGAUCAUGUGCUCCACGGUGGCCCAAGAAGUUGAAGUAUCAGCUGAGAAUGAAGAAGAUCAAUUAAAAAAUGAAGCUAUUGAAGCUGAAGUUGCUCAGCCUGCAGAACCGGAGAGAAAAAUUCUAGAAGCGUCAUCAAGUGGUGAAACAAAAACAGAAUACAAACCACCGGUUAUCCCUGUGCAAAAGAAUAGUGAAUCAUAUAAUGGUGCUGUGAGAGAUAAAUACUCCUGGUCACAAACUAUCACAGAAAAUGAUGUAACUGUGCCUCUGCCUCCAGACAUAAAGUCGGCAAAAGACUUGAAAGUAACAAUCAAUCCAAAUGACAUAUAUGUUGCAUACAGAAAUGGUGAUACAAUUAUCAAGGAUACGCUGCAGUACAAGAUCAAGGCCAGCGAUAGUGUUUGGACCAUCAGUGGGGGAAAAUUGUUAAUCCAUUUAGAGAAGGUACAGGAGCGCUGGUGGACGAAACUAGUUAAUAGUGAAGAAGCUAUUGACUUGGACAAAAUUGAUUGUUCAAGGCCAUUGAACGAAUUGCCAGAAGACCAUAUCGACAAGGUAAGAGAACUGCAGUGGAAUCAAGAGCAGAAACUCAAGGGAUUACCAACAAGUGACGAAAUCAAGAAUAUAGAAAUUCUUAAGAGAGCAUGGAAUGCCGAAGGCUCCCCUUUCAAAGGAAAAGAAUUUGAUCCCAGUGUCCUACAGCCUCAUUAAUGAAAUAAACACAUGUGUUUAUGAGGGUAAUAAUA
Messenger RNA from Cydia strobilella, 1099 nucleotides. RefSeq names its product nudC domain-containing protein 3. The transcript is spliced from 5 exons. Lineage: Eukaryota; Metazoa; Arthropoda; Insecta; Lepidoptera; Tortricidae. The record is from RefSeq and is a predicted model, not a curated record. Gene Ontology annotation, biological process: protein folding. Gene Ontology annotation, cellular component: cytoplasm. The coding region runs from base 84 to 1064 and encodes 326 amino acids.